AUGUACCGGCAAAUAGUCAUUCAUCCCGAUGACCGCUAUUUGCAACAAAUUGUCUGGCGUGAUAACCCUUUAGAACAGCUUCAAGCUUAUCAACUUAACACCGUGACUUACGGCACCUCUAGUGCUCCCUUUUUGGCAACUAGGUGCCUCCAACAAUUAGGCUUAGAGUGUACCGAUGACAAGGUUGCUCAAGUGAUCAUUCACGAUUUUUACGUUGAUGACUUGCUAACGGGAGGGGAUGAUAUUAACGAGGUUACAGAUUUGCGCCGUAAAGUGACUUCCACACUUGCAUCAGCUCAUAUGGUUUUGCGAAAGUGGAAGUCGAAUGAAUCUCAACUGGUUAGUGAAAAUGAUAUUUCUCCGCUUGAUUUGAAUAUUGGUGGCUUUGAACCGACUAAAACUUUAGGCCUUGGUUGGCAAUCACCUACUGACCAACUUUGUUUCCCUAUAGGAGGGCUAUUCUCAGGUAGAACAAAGCGUGAUAUGUUAUCUGUGAUUUCUCAGAUUUUUGAUCCACUAGGACUUCUAUCUCCCUGUGUAAUUAAGAUGAAAAUGCUUCUUCAACAGUUGUGGCUGCUCAAGCUGUCAUGGGAUGAGCAGUUGACGCCAGAAAUCAGCAAGAUGUGGGCUGAGAUAAUAGUCGAUUUACCUAAAUUAAAUACUCUACGUAUUCCACGUCGUGUUAUUUGUGACUCGCCUAGUUGGUUUGAAUUUCAUAUUUUCUCGGACGCUUCUGAGCGAGCAUAUGGCGCCUGUUUAUAUGUGCGUAGUGUUAAUGAUCAGGGUGAGGUUUUAAUUCAAUUAUUGAUGGCGAAAAGUCGUGUCGCGCCGCUUAAACCUAUAACAAUCCCAAGACUGGAACUUUGUGGUGCACUUGUUGGAGCUCGCCUUUACCAAAAGGUUGUAGCAUCGCUGAGACAACAGGCUAAGCGCACUUUCUUUUGGACAGAUUCGUCCAUCGUGUUAGGAUGGUUAAAGGUGUUACCUAGCAAGCUACAACCCUUUGUCAGAAAUAGGGUUGCUGAAAUAUUAGAGAAGACUGGAAAUUGCGAGUGGAGGCAUGUCCCAACAGAGUGUAAUCCGGCCGAUCAUAUUUCUCGCGGUGUGAGUUGUAAGGAUAUUUCAUCCAUGAGUAAGUGGUGGUCAGGACCUGAAUUUUUAAAGAAAGAGGUCUCUCACUGGCCUGCAAAUUUCUUAAGUAUUAAUCACGAGUUGCCUGAGAUUAAAUCGUCAAAUGUUAUCCUCCACGGAAUACUUCAUUCUAGCAACAAUGAAGAUUUAGGUGGGAAUAAAUUAAUUGAAUUUAAACGCUUUUCUAAAUAUACUAGAUUAAAUCGGACCGUUGCUUAUGUGCUGCGUUUUAUUAAUAAUUGUAGAAAGCAAUCCGUUCACGGUCCUCUAAGCAAUCAAGAGUUGCAAACCGCACUCAAUGUUAUUAUAAGAAUAUCCCAGAGUGAAUCAUUUGAGGAAUACACCAUGUUAAUUAAAAAUAAAAGUUUACCCACUAAAAGUCCGUUGCAUAAAUUUAAUGUAUUUCUCGAUGAUAAUAAAAUAAUGCGUGUUGGAGGGCGUCUUGAAAAUUCCGAUUACUGUUAUGAGAAAAAACAUCCCAUACUUAUACAGUCCACUCAUUAUUUUACCAAAUUGCUCUUCAAUUAUGAGCACAUAAGGUUAAUGCACGCGGGACCACAGCUAAUGUUGGCCACUAUAAGAGAGAUGUACUGGCCGAUUAGAGGUCGUAAUUUGGCCAGAUCUUGUUAUCGACAAUGUGUAAGAUGUAAUAGAAUGAAAGGAAAAACCAUCUCUCCAAUAAUGGGCAACCUACCACACCAACGCAUCCUUUCUGGUUUUCCAUUUCAAAAUAUUGGACUAGACUAUGCGGGACCAAUUCAAUCUGUUUCUCGCCAUGGCCGUGGUUGUAAAAUUGUAAAGGUGUAUAUAGCUAUUUUUAUUUGCUUCGCGACUAAGUCAAUUCAUCUUGAAUUAGUGGGUGAUUUAACUAGCAAUACCUUCAUAUUAGCUUUGCGCAGAUUUAUGUCUAGAAGAGGGAAACCUCUUAAUAUUUAUUCGGAUAAUGGUACCUCCUUUGUAGGCGCAUACAAUGACAUUUCAAAAUUUAUUAGGACGUAUUGUAAUUCUUUAUCUGAGGUAAUGGCAAAUGAAGGAAUUAAUUUCCAUUUCAUACCGCCUUAUUCUCCCCAUUUUGCUGGGCUUGCGGAGGCUGGUGUCAAAUGCAUUAAAUAUCAUUUAGUUAGAGUGCUGGGCAAUUGUAAUGUGACUUACGAGGAACUAAAUACCACAUUAAUACAAAUUGAGGCUAUACUUAACUCCAGACCACUCACACCUUUGUCAACGAAUCCUGAAGACUUGCUACCACUAACGCCCGGUCAUUUUUUGGUUGGACGCCCCUUGACUUCCUUGCCGACACCAGACUAUAAAGAUCAUUCCGUAAGCUCUUUAACCCGAUUUCAACGAAUAGAACAAUUACGUCAACAUUUUUGGGCUAGAUGGAGCAAGGAAUAUAUAUCAGAGCUUCAACUGCGGAUGAAAUGGCGUUCCUGUAAAGGCUCUUUGAAGUUAAAUUCACUGGUACUCCUAAAAGAGGAGAAUUCACCGCCAUUAAAGUGGAAGAUGGGUCGCAUCGUCGCAGUCCAUCCAGGCUCGGACGGCGUAUCAAGGGUGGCGGAUAUCAAAACAUCGACUGGUAUAGUUCGCCGAUCAUUUAGCAAAAUUUGUCCGCUUCCUGAACCUGAAGAAUCUGGUUGA
Parnassius mnemosyne (clouded apollo) is the source of this 2766-nucleotide messenger RNA. NCBI's taxonomy places the organism in Eukaryota, Metazoa, Arthropoda, Insecta, Lepidoptera, Papilionidae. The record is from the annotation of a GenBank genome assembly.